This is a messenger RNA of Carlito syrichta (Philippine tarsier), 1007 nucleotides long. It is a transcript of the gene TTC23L, whose product is annotated as tetratricopeptide repeat domain 23 like. The record is from RefSeq and is a predicted model, not a curated record. The transcript has 8 exons. Bases 39 to 902 code for a protein of 287 amino acids. Lineage: Eukaryota; Metazoa; Chordata; Mammalia; Primates; Tarsiidae. Gene Ontology annotation, molecular function: protein binding.
CGCGAGGCACCGUCGUGGCGCCCGAACCGAGGAAGAAGAUGCAAGUUGGCCCCAUUCGUAUCCCAACUGUUAGCAAUGACCCUGACUGGGACUUCUGCUUCCAUCUGUCACAGCAAACCAAAAUCCCAGCACACCAGCAAACAGAUGAGUUGUAUCCUGCUGGUGGUUCUGGAGAGAGUGAAGAAGAAACUAAAACCAAGGAAGAGGAGAAGGCCGUAGAUUAUAUGUCUCAUCCUAAAGAGAAGUUAGCUCAAUCCCAGAAGAAAGUAGCUCAGCUGGUUAAGGAAAAAAUGAAUAUCCAAGCAAACAAGGAGCUGAUUCGUUGUGUCAUCCUUUCUCGGAUUAUUUUUGGGGAACAUCACUGGAAAUGUGCACAGGCUUUGGCCAGCUUAGCUUAUGGCUACCUGACACUGAGAGGCCUCCCAGUUCAAGCCAAGAGACAUGCUGAGUCCGCCAGGAACACUCUGUUGACCUGGAAGGCAAACACGACCUCAGACAUGGAGAAAAGGGAAAUCCUGGAAGCGCUGAUCAUGCUUUAUUACACUCUGGGAGUAGCCUGGCUCCUACAGAACCAUGGCAGAGAAGCCUAUUUCAACCUGCAGAAGGCAGAGAGAAAUAUGAAGGAGCUGAAAGAAUCAUAUAAUGGAGAUGAUUGUGCAUUACAAAUCUCAGAGAAAGACCUAACAAUUGCAUUGGGCAGAGCCUCCUUGGCCAUCCAAAGGUUGAACCUAGCUCUGGCAUACUUUGAAAAGGCAAUUGGCAAUGUUACUGCUGCCAAGGGUGAUAAGACAUCAGAUCUGAUCAGUCUAUAUGAGGAAAUCGCUCAGAUUGAGCAGCUGAGGAGGAACCACAACCAGGCCAUCCAGUACUUGCAGCAGAUGCUGUUGAGAUGUAUUUCAUAAAAAGUAUCAGUGCAUAUCAAGCGACAUUGGGCUCAGAGGAUUUUGAAACACUGAGCACUGUUGAAGAAUUUUGCAAAUGGCUCGUCCAAAAUGGGGAAAAACAGG